AUGGACUCCAGUGUAGCGGUUAAUUCAGUUAGUACCGCAGACCGCAUAGCCGCUGCAAAAGCGUCGGUAUCCCUCCUUCUUUGCUUAUGCUCAUUCGCCGUAGGUUUGUCACCCGUGAAGUUCGCCCACGGGUGGCGUGAGUCUAGGGCCGGCAUCACGAGGAAACCAACGGUCGCGUCGGUACUUUUGUGCUUUGGCGGCGGCGUGCUGCUCUACACCGCCCUUGUCCAAAUGCAGCCCGACGUCCGGCAGACGGUGCGCGUACUCCAGGCGGACGGCCGGCUGCCAGACACCGUUCAUCUGGGCGACCUAAUAUUUUGCUUAGGACUCUUCGCGGUAUUCGUCAUCGACGAAUUUGUGAAUUUGACACGUGGGCCAGGGCGCAGAACAAUAACACUCGCAGAACCCGGCGCCCACCCAUCGCCUAAGUCAUUCCGAGUCUUGUUCGCCGUAGUGGCCUUGUCAUUUCAGGAGGCGUUUGUAGGCCUGUCAUUUGGCAUGGAAACUUCGGGCCCCGACGACCCCGUGUGGUACGCGUAUGCCACCGCAUCUGCUACCAAACUGAUCGUCUCAUUCUGCUUGGGCAUGGAACUGGCCUGGUCAGGAGCCAGGAAUUCUGCAAUAGUCGCGUGCUCUGCCGUUUUCGCCACCGUCACGCCCGUCGGAGUCGCGAUCGGCAUGGCCCUGUCCCAGUGCUGCGGCAACGUCGUGGCCUAUAAGCCGCCAUCGCCAGGCAUCUUGCACGUCAUCUCACAGGGACUGGGCGCCGGCUCGCUGGCGUUCGUGGUGUUCUUAGAAGUGUUUCCCAGGCACAAACACGCCGGGUUCACGCACCUGAUGUCCGCCGUCGUUGGGUUCUACGUCAUGCUAUUGCUGCAGUUUGCCACUGACUAUCAACAAUCCGCCUAG
Macrosiphum euphorbiae (potato aphid) is the source of this 909-nucleotide messenger RNA. Lineage: Eukaryota; Metazoa; Arthropoda; Insecta; Hemiptera; Aphididae. The record is from the annotation of a GenBank genome assembly.